AUGAAUCAGAAAGUGGUCCUGAUCACCGGCUGCUCCUCGGGGAUCGGUCUGUCCCUGGCCGUGCGCAUCGCCAAAGAUGAAAAGAAAAGGUUCAUGGUGUACGCCACCAUGAGGAACGUGUCCAGAGGAGCGGCGCUGGUGGAGGCGGCGGGGAAAACUCUGGGACGAACUCUGGAGAUCAAACAACUGGACGUGUGUGACGAGAAAUCCAUCAAAGCCUGUGUGGACAGUCUGCCCGAGAGGAAGGUUGACAUCCUCAUCAGUAAUGCAGGGAUGGGUCUGAUCGGUCCGAUCGAGUGCCAGACCAUAGAUGAGAUGAAGACCGUGAUGGACACAAACUUCUUUGGACUGGUGCGUCUGCUGCAGGAGGUGCUCCCCGACAUGAAGAAGAGGAAGAAGGGGCACAUCGUGGUCAUCAGCAGCGUUAUGGGUAUCCAAGGAAUCCUUUUCAAUGACGUCUACGCAGCUUCUAAGUUUGCAGUGGAAGGCUUCUGUGAAAGUUUAGCUGUUCAAGCCCUGAGGUUCAAUCUGAACAUCAGUCUGAUUGAGCCGGGUCCAGUCAUCACAGAGUUUGAACGUAAAGUAUUUGAGGAGGGAAUGAAGGUGGAUCUGAGCAAAGCUGAUAAAGUGACAGCGGAUAUGUUCACAAACAUCUACCUGAAGAACUACAGCCAGAUCUUUGAGACGCUCGGACAGACCCCAGAGGACAUAGCAGAGCACACUCUGAAGAUCAUCACGAUGGACAACCCCCCGUUUCGUCACCAGACAAACACACUCUACACUCCCAUGACCACUCUGAAAUACGCCGAUCCAAACGGAGACCUGCCCAUCGACACCUUCUACAAGAUGGUGUUUGAACACGACAAGGUCUUCAACGCCAGCCUCAAUUUCCUCAAGAUGCUGCGCUGGAGGAGCCGCAAGAGCUUCACCAUCGACAAGGACAAGGACAAGGACAAGGCCUCAUAA
Molecule: messenger RNA, 966 nt
Organism: Knipowitschia caucasica
Lineage: Eukaryota; Metazoa; Chordata; Actinopteri; Gobiiformes; Gobiidae
Source: the annotation of a GenBank genome assembly